AUGUAUUUUUCUUUUUUCAUUCUUGUUUUUUGCUUGCUAAGAUUAAGUUUAAUGUCAAAGGCUUACCUAACCAACAACGUUGUAAAAUCAAAUUUUGUGUUGUUUGCAGUUAGGAAAAAAAAAAAAACUCCUAGGAUGAUUCAUAUUACCGUGAGUGCGGACAAUGAAAUAGGAACAAAAGGAGAAAUAAAAAAGGUGAAAUUAUCACAUGCCUUCAACUACAUCAUACCACAGAAACUUGGAUACAGAAGCACCAUCGAUGAACUAGUUGAGAAGGAAAAAAAUGAAAAUACGCUCAAGUAUAUAGAUGAAAUUAGAACGAGUUUUCUAUUGAGUUUCAAAAAUAGAAUUGAUGGGAUUAAUAUUCCCUUUCAUUUUACUGAAGGAGAAAAUUUUCUUAUUACCCAGGAUGACAUCCUGCAUUAUCUUUUAACAAGGGGACUAAUUAGAGAAAACGAUGACAUGUACAAUAAAAUAAAAAAUAAAAAUAUAAAACUCUCAGCUUUUGGAAGCUACCUCAUGAAGUACACCUUUAUGAACAAUAUUAAUAUUAACCUUACUGUACACGUGAUUAAGAACAAAUGA
Plasmodium gonderi is the source of this 585-nucleotide messenger RNA. RefSeq lists its product as hypothetical. Lineage: Eukaryota; Apicomplexa; Aconoidasida; Haemosporida; Plasmodiidae. The transcript is spliced from 3 exons. Bases 1 to 585 code for a protein of 194 amino acids. The record is from RefSeq and is a predicted model, not a curated record.